Aspergillus melleus is the source of this 687-nucleotide messenger RNA. It is a transcript of the gene PNP1, whose product is annotated as purine-nucleoside phosphorylase. Gene Ontology annotation, biological process: nucleoside metabolic process. Gene Ontology annotation, molecular function: purine-nucleoside phosphorylase activity. The record is from RefSeq and is a predicted model, not a curated record. The coding region runs from base 1 to 687 and encodes 228 amino acids. Lineage: Eukaryota; Fungi; Ascomycota; Eurotiomycetes; Eurotiales; Aspergillaceae. The transcript is spliced from 6 exons. Gene Ontology annotation, cellular component: cytoplasm.
AUGGUCGGCCGUGCACAUUAUUACGAAGGGCAUUCCAUUGAUCAAGUGACGUUUCCCAUUCGAGUCUUUAAGCUCCUGGGCGUUGACACCGUCAUAUUGACCAAUGCCGCCGGAGGUCUCAACCCAGACUACGCCGUGGGGGACAUUGUGUUGCUUAACGAUCAUAUUUUCCUAGCUGGGCUGGCAGGAAUACACCCGCUGCGGGGACCCAAUAGUGAAGAGUUCGGUCCUCGGUUUCCUCCACUGUCGGAUGCAUAUGAUCUUGAGCUUCGCCGUCAUACACAUGAGAUCUGGAAGGCGCUAUCGCAGCCGCAGAAGAGAAGACUGCACGAGGGUGUGUAUGCCUUUGUAGGAGGACCAAGCUAUGAGACCAGGGCAGAGUGUCGUCUUCUUCAUCAGCUGGGUGCGGACGUAGUCGGCAUGUCAACCGUUCCGGAAAUUGUGGUCGCCAGACACACCGGCCUCAGGGUUCUUGCAUUUAGUCUAGUGACAAACACAGCCGUGCUCUCCCCUGGGCCUCGUGGAGACGACAGCCUGAUUCAGGGGAAAGAUACGCAAGAACUAGAUGCUAUCCUGCAGAAAGGGAAAGCAAAUCAUGAAGAAGUUCUUGACGCAGGCCGUUCUGCCGCCAUUGAUAUGCAGCGAAUCGUCACUCGACUCGUCUCAGAUGUUUUCAAAGAUCAGUAA